CCUCUCUCCUUCUCUGAUUUCAAUCUUUUCUUCUUCCUCUCACAAAAAGCUUCCCAUUUCACUCUCCAAUGGCGCGAGUCGACUUGGACGGAAACCCGAUCCCGCCGCUGUCAAUAUGCCUCAUCGGCGGCGGAGGCUUCAUCGGAUCUCACCUCUGCGAGAAGCUCAUGGCCGAAACCUCCCACAAGGCCGUCGUCAUCGACGUCUCCUCCGAGAAAAUCAAUAACCUCCUCGACAAAUCUCUCCCCUGGGCUGAUCGCAUCGAGUUCCAUCACAUGAACAUCAAGAAUGAUUCUCGCCUCGAAACCCUCGUCAAAGCUUCUGAUCUCACGAUUAAUCUUGCGGCAAUUUGUACGCCGGCGGAUUACAACACUCGCCCGUUGGAUACGAUCUACAGCAAUUUCAUUGAUGCGAUUCCGGUGAUUAAGUUUUGCACUGAGAACAAUAAGCGUUUGAUCCAUUUUUCUACGUGCGAGGUCUUUGGGAAGACCAUAGGCAGCUUUCUCCCUGAGGAAUAUCGGAAGGACCCAAAAUAUUUCGUACUCAAAGAAGAUGAAACUCCUUGUAUUUUUGGUCCAAUUGAGAAGCAGAGGUGGUCUUAUGCUUGUGCAAAGCAAAUGACUGACAGGCUAAUAUAUGCUGAGCAUGCGGAGAAUGGCCUCAAGUUCACCAUUGUGAGACCUUAUAACUGGAUUGGCCCAAGAAUGGACUUCAUUCCUGGUGUAGAUGGCCCAAGUGAGGGUGUCCCUAGAGUCUUAGCCUGCUUCAGUAAUAAUCUCCUUCGCGGCGAGCCGCUCAAACUUGUGGAUGGUGGAAAAUCCCAGAGAACCGUUCUCUAUAUCAAAGAUGCAAUUGAAGCUGUUAUGUUAAUGAUUGAUAACCCUGAGAGAGCAAAUGGACAUAUCUUUAAUGUCGGAAACCCAGACAAUGAAGCUUCUGUGAAGGAACUUGCUGAGCUUAUGAUACAGGUUUAUGCAAAUGUGUCUGGUGUGCCAGCCUCUAGUCUAUCAACUCUGGAUGUGAGUUCAGAGGAUUUCUAUGGUAAAGGCUAUGAUGACAGUGAUAGGCGCAUCCCUGAUAUGACACUUAUCACCAAGCAGCUUGGUUGGAAGCCAAAGACACCUCUUGAUGAACUGUUGCAAGUUACCCUCAAAUAUCAACAUGAGACAUAUUCUCAUGCUAUCAAGAAAGAACUCUCAAAACCAUCAAUUUGACUCCAAGUUCCUUUGGAGUUACAUAGCAUGUUAAUAUCGCUAUGUUUUUUUGACACCUAAAAGCUACUCUGAUAAAUAUAUCCCCAGCAUUGAUUUUACUUUUAAAAUCAAUUGUAGAAGAUUUUCCAAACAUGCACUCGGUUUUGUUUUGUUUUGUUUUGUAAAGAUGAUACUGACUAAUGUUGCACUGGUUGUGAGCUUCUAAAUCACAAAUCAAGUGUAUAUCUAUAGUCAUAGUUUUGUUAAUUCUUCUUGUAACUUAGCUUUUUGAAUACAAAUUUUUGCCUUUUCUUAGGGGCUAUGGCAUUUGCCUCCUUUUUUUAUUCAGGCAUUUUCAUU
Messenger RNA from Lotus japonicus, 1553 nucleotides. RefSeq names its product UDP-D-apiose/UDP-D-xylose synthase 2-like. NCBI's taxonomy places the organism in Eukaryota, Viridiplantae, Streptophyta, Magnoliopsida, Fabales, Fabaceae. The transcript is spliced from 9 exons. The coding region runs from base 69 to 1214 and encodes 381 amino acids. The record is from RefSeq and is a predicted model, not a curated record.